AUGAGAUUGCCCAAACUGAAAUUCCUAGCAGCCGGGGGCAUCAGGCUCUCGCCGCCCUAUGUCAACCUCUCCCCUCCGAGAACCUACCAGCGUUAUGCGAAGGAAGGCCAUUGCCUCAACAGGAAGGUCGAUAAACUGAUGAGGAGCAAUAAUCCCCGUACAACUGUAAUUUGUAAAAAGUACAUCAGACAUGACAUUUCGAAUGAGAACCAAAUUAAGCACAAAGUUUUUGGUGAAGAUCGAAACCCACCAAAUAGAAGCAAAAUAGGAAUAGCGGAAGAAGGUACAAAAAGGAGUGUCCCCCUUUUCCUCAACGAUAAAUUACUUUACAAUCACAUUGUUCUUAAAUUGAUGAAUAGAGAAAAAAAAAUGAAAAACAUUUCGAGUGAUUUCUUUUACCAUUUAAACAAAUUUCAUAUAAACCAUAUAAAUAACUAUUUUGGACAGAGUCGCUUAAUAUUUACCAAGACAUCUAAAAUAUUUUUCGCUGUGGUCGCUAGCUUUUCUGUUCUUUUAACCUUCUUCCUAGUAACCUCGUCAAAUUAUUUGGAAUAUAAUAUAAUUUUGAAGUACCACAUAAAAUUCCACUCUUUGCUUUUUUCUUUUUUCUCCGCCUAUUAUUUAGGUUUACAAGUAGGUAGUUACUAUUUUGUCAACAAUCUUCAUUACAUGUAUACCUUCCUCUUUUUAGUAGCCUCAAUUAUUUCCAUGAGUAUGGCUGAUUAUGCCAUAUGGGUCUCCUACUAUUUUUUAAGCUUAAAUUACUUGGCUUUCAUAGUUAUUAAUUACUGUAAUGUGCGUUUGGGGAUGUUCCCCAGUUGCUUAUUUCAGAAUGUCAAUCGCGUUUUUUUCUUUUCCCUUUUGUCAAACUAUUUGGCUGUCAACAAGGGGAAAUAUAUCGAGCAAAAUAUACAGCGAUUGCGCGAUGAAGAAGUGGACACAGGGCGUUUUAGACUGUUCAAGGUGCUCCCCUAUUUUCUGUGA
Molecule: messenger RNA, 984 nt
Organism: Plasmodium knowlesi strain H
Lineage: Eukaryota; Apicomplexa; Aconoidasida; Haemosporida; Plasmodiidae
Product: conserved Plasmodium protein, unknown function
Exons: 1
Coding region: 1-984 (327 amino acids)
Source: RefSeq, a predicted model, not a curated record